Molecule: messenger RNA, 5544 nt
Organism: Silurus meridionalis
Lineage: Eukaryota; Metazoa; Chordata; Actinopteri; Siluriformes; Siluridae
Gene: sec24c
Product: SEC24 homolog C, COPII coat complex component
Exons: 25
Coding region: 222-3953 (1243 amino acids)
Biological process (GO): COPII-coated vesicle cargo loading; endoplasmic reticulum to Golgi vesicle-mediated transport; intracellular protein transport
Cellular component (GO): endoplasmic reticulum exit site; COPII vesicle coat
Molecular function (GO): SNARE binding; zinc ion binding
Source: RefSeq, a predicted model, not a curated record
CAUCGCGGUGCUAAUGCGACGGCUGGAGAAAAUCGAGGUGGAAAGAAAGGGAUUAAGCAGGCGCUAGUGGUCGAUCGCGAUCCCGGGAGGUGACUGCUGUGCUUCUCCUCACUACAGAACAAUCUGCGUAGAUCUCUGUGAUCCGCUAAAAGGAGCAGAUUCCCCGCUGGAGCGCUUCUUAACGUCUCGGUUUAGAGUGGCGGUUUAGGGAUGAACUGAAAAUGAAUGUCAACCAGGAACCUCAUAUGGCCUCUCCUUACGGACAGCCGCAAUCUGGCUACCAGGACUACCCGCAGUCUGGUUAUGGGGGUCAGCAGAUGCCUGGGGGUUAUUCGGCUCAGUAUGCGCCAUACAACGGGCCUGCCUCUAAUUACCAAACAGGUCCACCUCAAGGAUAUUCUCCUUAUGCAAGCUUUCCCUCUAAGGCUCUUGCAGCAAACUUAGUCUCUGACCUGUCCUCUUCCUCUCCUCUUGACUUGGGCAUGAGAGGGCCCCCCACCUCCAGUGCACCCCAAGCACCUGCAGCUCAGCCAUAUUCACAGUUUGGACAAAGUGACAUACAGAAUGGACCACCAUCUAUGGGUGCACCUCCGCAAAGGCCUUCUGUUUCUCAAUCAUUCGCUCAAGGUGCAAUGCCCAUGGCAGGUCCUCACCCUGCAUACAACCAGCAGUUUGGAGCACCGCCCACUAGUAUGCAGCAGCUGACUAAUCAGAUGGCAGGCAUUCAGGUUGGGUCUACUGUACCCUCCUCAGCUGGCCCCGGCUAUGCUCUACCUGCCAUCUCACAGGCUCCUGUUUCAGCUCCUCCAUCUUCUUUUGCCCCCAUGUCUCCUGUCCCUGCUCAGCCCCCACCCACCUCAGGUGCACCCCACCCACCAGCUCAGUCCUUUUACAGAGCUCCUCCUGCUCAACAACCAUUCCCACCUUCAGCCCAGCCUUACCACUCUGCACCUGGUCCCACCCAGCUCCCGCCUCCACCUUUGACUUCACAGCAAACUUUCAGUCAAACCUCUCCCCUUUCACAGCCUCAGUUUUCCUCAGCUCCACCAACAGGCCCUACUGCAUCUUAUGGAGUUCCACCUCCACCAGUGCAAACCUCUCACCCUAGGGCACCUCUUCCCACUUCCCAGCCUGCAGCUUUCCCAGGAGGGCCUCCUCCCACCUCUUCCUCAUCUCAGUACUCAGCAACCAUGCCCCCUGCAUCACAGCCCUCCCUAUUCCAAGCAGGUCUUCCUCCACCCACCACUGUUACUGGAUUUCCACCCCAAGGACCUCCCAGGCCUCCACACUCAGGCAUGCAGGGUCCCCCUAUGGCCUCUCAGUUGCCUCCAAUGUCCCAAGCGAACCAUGUGACUUCUCCACACCCCGGAAUGUUGCAUGGUCCCGCCGCUCCCGGAAUGGCACCACCACAGCCUGGGAUGCAGGGCUAUCCACCUCAGCAGAAUGGUGCGUUUGGGCAAGUGAGAGCUCCUCAGCCUGGUUAUGGUGGACAAUAUUCUGGGCAGCAGGGCUAUGGAGCUCCACCCCCUGCACAAGCCCCUCCUCCUGCAGCAAAGAGACUGGACCCAGACUCCAUUCCCAGCCCGCAAGCCUCUGACAUACCGCCUGUGCAGAAAACAAGACAUAGAAUAGACCCAGACGCUAUUCCCAGCCCAAUUCAGGUGAUUGAGGAUGACAAGGCAAGCAAAAGCAGUGAGCCUUUUGUCACUGGGGUCAGAGGUCAAGCCCCACCCCUUGUCACUACCAACUUUCAUGUUAAAGAUCAAGGAAAUGCAAGUCCACGUUUCAUCCGCUGCACAGCAUAUAACAUGCCAUGUACCUCUGACAUGGCCAAACAGUCCCAGGUGCCGCUGGCUGCUGUCAUCAAACCGCUGGCUACUCUGCCCCCAGAUGAGAAUCCUCCUUAUAUAGUAGAUCAUGGGGAAAGCGGUCCUAUUCGCUGUAAUCGCUGUAAGGCUUACAUGUGUCCCUACAUGCAGUUCAUCGAGGGUGGAAGGCGCUUCCAGUGUAGCUUCUGCAGCUGCGUCACUGAGGUGCCUCCCCAUUAUUUCCAGCAUCUGGACCACACAGGGAAGCGUGUCGACUGCUACGAUCGACCCGAGCUGUCUCUGGGCAGCUAUGAGUUUGUAGCCACAGUUGAUUAUUGUAAGAACAACAAGAUUCCUCAGCCACCAGCUUUUAUCUUCUUAAUUGAUGUGUCAUACAAUGCUGUGAAAAGUGGCAUGGUGAGGAUUGUAUGCCAGGAGCUCAAGACCCUGCUGGACCAUUUACCCAGGGAGAACCCUGAUGUGGAAUCCAAUGUACGAGUAGGCUUUGUAACCUACAACAAAGUGCUGCACUUCUAUAAUGUAAAGGCAUCUCUAGCCCAACCUCAGAUGAUGGUGGUUUCAGAUGUGGCAGACAUGUUUGUCCCCUUGUUGGAUGGAUUCCUUGUCAAUGUCUCAGAGUCCAGGGUUGUCAUUGAGAGUUUGCUGGAUCAGAUCCCUGAGAUGUUUGCUGACACACGAGAGACGGAGACAGUGUUUGGCCCUGUUAUCCAAGCUGGACUGGAAGCGCUUAAGGCUGCAGACUGUGCUGGGAAGCUCUUUGUCUUCCACACAUCUUUGCCUAUUGCUGAAGCACCAGGCAAGUUGAAGAACAGGGAAGACAAAAAACUGGUUGGAACAGACAAGGAAAAGACCUUAUUCCAGCCCCAAGUGAGCUUCUAUGCUAAUCUGGCAAAGGACUGUGUGGCACAGGGCUGCUGUGUGGAUCUCUUCAUUUUUCCUAAUCAGUAUGUAGAUGUGGCAACAUUAGGGGUAGUGCCCACUUCAACAGGAGGUUCCAUCUACAAAUACACCUAUUUCCAGGCUCAGGCUGACCAGGAGAGGUUUCUGAAUGAUCUGAGGAAAGAUGUGCAGAAGCAGGUGGGAUUUGAUGCAGUGAUGAGGGUCCGCACAAGCACUGGUAUCCGGGCCACAGACUUUUUAGGUUCAUUCUACAUGAGCAACACCACAGAUGUAGAGCUGGCAUGUCUAGACCCUGACAAGACUAUCACAGUGGAGUUCAAACAUGAUGAUAAGCUCAGUGAGGAGACUGGUGCACUUAUCCAGUGUGCUGUGCUGUACACCAGCUGUAGUGGUCAGAGGCGACUCCGGGUCCACAACAUGGCAGUGAACUGCUGUGCACAGCUGGCUGAAUUGUACAGGAACUGUGAAACAGACACCAUCAUCAACUUUUUUGCUAAGUAUGCCUACCGCAGUGUUCUGAACAACCCUACCAAGAACGUGCGAGACAGUCUGGUGAACCAGUGUGCACAAAUCCUGGCCUGUUAUCGAAAGAAUUGUGCGAGUCCAUCUUCAGCUGGACAGCUGAUCCUCCCAGAGUGUAUGAAGCUGCUUCCAGUGUAUCUCAACUGUGUACUGAAGAGUGAUGUUCUGCUCCCUGGAGCUGACGUCUCCCUAGAUGAUCGCGCCUAUCUGAGACAGCUGGUCAGCGCCAUGGAUGUGGCAGAUAGCCAUGUGUUCUUUUAUCCACGACUGCUUCCAGUGCACAAAUUGGAUUUGGAGAGUGAAGCUCUGCCUGUGGCAGUCAGAGACUCAGAAGAGAGGCUCUCUAAAGGAGGUAUUUACCUGCUCGAGACUGGCCUGAACCUUUUCCUUUGGGUUGGGGUCAACACCCAGCAGGAGCUUCUUCAGAACAUCUUUGGCAACCCUGCUUUCAGCCAGAUCGAUCCUAACAUGACGUCUUUGCCGAAGUUGGAAAACCCAUACUCAAAAAAGCUGAGGGGGAUUAUUGAGUCUUUCCGCGCACAGCGCUCUCGCUUCAUGAAGAUGGUGGUAGUGAAGCAGGAGGACAAACUUGAGCUCAUCUUUAAGCAUUUCCUUGUAGAGGACAAAAACAACGGCGGUGGGGCUUCUUAUGUGGAUUUCUUAUGCCACAUGCACAAGGAGAUCCGCACCCUCUUGAGCUAGGAGAAAUCCCUUUGCCAUUUUUGACAAACCAGUUCUGUCCUCUUGUCACUUUCUCCCCUCUUCUAAUGUAAUGUUCUAUAAAGUGCAGGAGAAAAAUCAGUUUCUCUUUAUGCUCUGUCACAUUCUGGUGUCUGUCCGUGAUUUGGUUGGGGGGGGAGUGCGUGUGUGUGCGUGUGUGUGCGUGUGUGUGCGUGUGUGUGCGUGCGUGUGCGUGUGCGUGUGUGUGCGUGUGUGCGUGCGCGCGCGCGUGCGUGCGCGUGCGCGCGUGUGCGCGCGUGUAAGGGAGAUAUAAUUAGAGUGAAUGUUGGUGUGCAUGAUUCGGCAUAUGUAUGAGGGAUGCUAUUGAUAUUUCCCACCACCUCCUGAUAUAGUAACAGAUUAUCCAGCACAGCUGCUGUAACGAUCACUUUAUUUUGAACAAACACUUGAGUGCACAAUUAACAAUGUGUUAAUUAAAAAUGCAGAUUAAUAGGCUUUAAAAGUAUGCGCAUGUGUGUGGACUGUAAGUGAGGGAACACUGCCACUGUAGGUGGAAGUAGACGGCAUUAAUCAUUGAACCCGAUUUUCUGAAAAAGAUCCUGACAAUUAGAAAUGAAGUUUUUUCAAAUAACUUAUUGUUUCCUCCAUUAAAUUUUUGUUGUCGUGGGUGUUUUCUUUACUACAUCAUUGUGUCUCAUUUUUUCAAUCACUGCCUAUCAAUCUUUCCAUUUCUCACCCAUUGUUCUUUGUCUUUGUGGGAUUUUUUUUUUCUCAUGUCCUUUAUUGUAAUCGUUAUAGGUUUUAAGACUGUACACAAACCCUUUGACGUUAUAUGGGAAGCAGAGUGUUUAAGUGCACUGAUCACUGUUCAUACAUCAAACUCUUCAGAUGUAACACUCUAAAAUUCUAUGCAUAUGGAUGGAAGAUCAUGUAACCAACAAGCCUAUUAUAUCUAAAUGAAGAGGGAACAGAAUGCAUGCUGAGUUAACUGGGCAUGCCAGAAGCUGUGAUACAGUGUGAGCUUUGAGAACAGAUGAAGAAUUCUCCUAUUGUGGAGAGGGUAUGGGGCCGAUCCGAAAGCUUUCUGACUGGUCCGGAUGAUGUAGUUCAGAUUAGCCAGCUGGACGGGAGGUUAUGCAGUCGAACUUUUCUUAACGAGGAUGGAAGACUGUAGUCCAGAUGGCAGCCAUCUUCAAAGAAAGCUUCAGUACCUGGGCUUAUAUUACAGGAACAGCUACACAUACUGUUUCUUUGUUUCUACUGUGUCUUUGGGGUUUUUUUCUGUUUCUUUUUUUUCCUUUCACUUUUUGAUAAAUUGCUAACCUGUACCAUUUUACAAUCCGCUGUUCAUUUUUAAAUGUUUUGAUGGUUAUAAUCCUGGAGCAGGCGAAAUCAGGCCCGGACUUCGGCACUGGCUUCUUUUCUUUCUAGCGAAAUAACCUGUGUACAGUGAAGGCAUAUGGCAAGAGUAGCGGGAGGGGUUUAGAACUGUCGAUUUCUAACCGAUUUUCAAGCAUGUGCAGGAUUGUGACCUGAAAAGCAAUCAACAAUGAAUACCUUGUCAUCACAUGUAUUUACAUGUACAGAAUUAAAAAUCACAUUUUAAACAUGA